UACUAAGUUGGAAGGGAAGCAUUCGUGGGUGCAAUAGUGGAGUACAGUGGUUUUACAGUUUAGCAGUUAAUUCCCUAGUUGGGUACUAUUUUGUGAUUUUUUUGUUUGUUUAUACGAAUAUGGAGUUCAUCCUGGUUUUUUAUUUGUGUCUGGUUCCCCUAGUUAUUGACGCAAGUUACAUCCGACUUAAGAGCACCGAACAUAACUCACAAAUAGCUUCUAAUCCUGCCCCCCUAAUUAAAGAAAUGACAGACCGUAAUGGGGCAUUGCACACAUCGUACCCCACCAAAGCCAUCGAAAAAGCACUAAAAAAGUACAAACAGUUUUUGCCGCUUUUAAACCAAAGCAACGCGAUCCCAGUAAGAAGAAAAAGAGAUGCCAGUAGUACCUCCAUGGACAAUGGCGAGUGUAACUCGGAUGUGUACUAUGAAACGCCCACUAACGUCAAGACUAUGGAUAAUAAGGAUUUUAUAGUUGUUAAUCAUGGACCUUACUAUCAGCUAGUUGUUACUGAAACGUGUUUGAGGGAUAGCACCAGAUCGAAAAUAUGCCUUAAGGACAACCACUUGGUGGGAAAAACUUGCUAUACCGGAUCCUGUGAACAGCAGCAUCAACACAUUUAUUUAAUAACCUACAAUAGCAAUACUAAAGCGAUUGAAAGGUCAGUUUUUCAGUACAACUCUUCUUGCGUUUGUAAGCUGAAGCCCAAGUUUAGUUGCUAAAAACAAAUUGUUGUUUUUUGUCCCUUUUUUAUGUCUAUCUAUCUAUAGAUUUGUUCACUUAUUUAUUACUGCAAUUUAAGACUGUUGUGUUAUUUAUUGUUUAUUUUUAUUGUUUUUUAUUUAUUUAUA
This is a messenger RNA of Anthonomus grandis grandis, 851 nucleotides long. RefSeq lists its product as uncharacterized. NCBI's taxonomy places the organism in Eukaryota, Metazoa, Arthropoda, Insecta, Coleoptera, Curculionidae. Gene Ontology annotation, cellular component: extracellular region. Gene Ontology annotation, biological process: regulation of Toll signaling pathway; central nervous system formation; innate immune response. The transcript has 5 exons. The coding region runs from base 120 to 722 and encodes 200 amino acids. The record is from RefSeq and is a predicted model, not a curated record. Gene Ontology annotation, molecular function: Toll binding; growth factor activity.